Gadus chalcogrammus (walleye pollock) is the source of this 4400-nucleotide messenger RNA. RefSeq names its product ephrin type-A receptor 6-like. Gene Ontology annotation, molecular function: transmembrane-ephrin receptor activity; ATP binding; protein binding. Gene Ontology annotation, biological process: protein phosphorylation; axon guidance. Gene Ontology annotation, cellular component: neuron projection. The record is from RefSeq and is a predicted model, not a curated record. Lineage: Eukaryota; Metazoa; Chordata; Actinopteri; Gadiformes; Gadidae. The transcript is spliced from 14 exons. Bases 118 to 2133 code for a protein of 671 amino acids.
UUUGCCGGGAACCCGAAGUGCUCCAAGUGUCCUCUGCACAGCUUCAGCUACGGCCAGGGGACCGCCAUCUGCUACUGUGAGAAGGGCUUCUUCCGGUCGGAGAAGGACCCUCCCACCAUGGCGUGCACACGCCCGCCGUCCGCUCCCCGGAACCUGAUGUACAACCUCAACGACACCUGCCUUAUGCUGGAGUGGUCCCCGCCCAGCGACCCGGGGGGCCGCCGCGACGUCACCUACAGCGUGCUUUGCAAGCGCUGCGACCCGCAGCGGAGCGACCAGUGCCGGCAGUGCGAGGAGGAGCUCCGCUUCCUGCCGCGGCCCGUGGGCCUGGUGCACGCCGCCGUGACCGUGGUGGACUUCUCCGUCCACGCCAACUACACCUUCGAGGUGGAGUCCUUCAACGGCGUGUCGCAGAUGAGCACCGUCCCGCCACCGGUGGCCACCAUCACCGUCAGCACCGACCAGGGCGGUCCAACCCUGGUAGCAGCUCUGAAGAAGGACUGGGCAUCUCCCUACAGCAUUGCCCUCUCCUGGCACGAACCCGACGACGGGGCUCUGCCCAUCCUCGAUUAUGAGAUCAAGUAUUAUGAAAAGGAGCACGAGCAGUUAAGCUACUCGUCCACUCGUUCCAAGGCCCCCAGUGUUAUCAUCAGCGGUUUGAAACCGGCAACCUGCUAUGUCUUCAGCCUGCGUACGCGCACGGCAUUUGGAUACAGCUCCUACUCUCCGAAAUAUGAUUACGAAACCACUUCAGACUCCUCUAAGAUCGUGUCUGACCAGAGGCAGGUCCUGGUGAUCGUGACAGCAGCAGUGGGGGGCUUCGCUCUGCUCGUCAUCCUCACCCUUUUCUUCCUCAUCACCGGCCGGUGCCAGUGGUAUAUGAAGGCCAAGAUGAGCUCAGAAAAGAAGAGGCGAAGUAACUACCAGAACGAACAUGUUCCGUUCCCUGGGAUUAAGACCUAUGUGGACCCUGACACGUACGAGGACCCCACACAGGCUGUCCACGACUUCACCAAGGAGAUUGACCCCUGUCGGAUCCACAUAGAAAGGGUGAUCGGAGCCGGUGAAUUCGGUGAGGUGUGCGGCGGCCACCUACGAACGACGGCGGGAAAGAAGGAGAUACCUGUGGCCAUAAAGACACUCAAGGGCGGUUACAUGGAGAGCCAGAGGCGGGACUUCCUGCGAGAGGCAUCCAUCAUGGGACAGUUUGACCACCCUAACAUCAUUCGGCUGGAGGGUGUGGUCACUAAAAGCCGGCCAGUGAUGAUCGUGGUGGAAUACAUGGAGAACGGCUCCCUGGACUCCUUCUUGAGACAACACGACAGUCAUUUCACGGUGAUCCAGCUGGUGGGCAUGCUGCGUGGCAUCGCCUCGGGCAUGAAGUACCUGUCCGACAUGGGAUACGUCCAUCGGGACCUGGCGGCUCGGAACAUCGUGGUCAACAGCAACCUGGUGUGCAAGGUGUCCGACUUCGGCCUGUCCCGAGUCCUGGAGGACGACCCGGAGGCUGCCUACACCACCGCGGGCGGUAAGAUCCCUAUAAGAUGGACCGCUCCGGAGGCCAUCUCCUACAGAAAGUUCUCCUCUGCCAGUGACGCGUGGAGUUACGGCAUCGUCAUGUGGGAAGUGAUGUCAUACGGGGAGCGGCCCUACUGGGAGAUGUCCAAUCAAGAUGUCAUUCUCUCCAUUGAGGAGGGCUACCGACUUCCGGCUCCGAUGGGCUGCCCAGUGGCCCUUCACCAGCUAAUGUUGCACUGCUGGCAGAAGGAAAGGAGCCACAGACCUAAGUUUGAGGACGUGGUGUCCUUCCUGGACAAACUCAUCCGCAACCCUAGCAGCCUGCUGGCACUAGUAGAGGACAUUGAAAGUCCCCCAGAGUCUCCAGGGGAAGUCAUGGAUUAUCCCAUGUUCAUCUCCAUCGGGGAUUGGCUCGACUCCAUAAAGAUGAGCCAGUACAAGAGCAAUUUCAUGACAGCGGGCGUCUGCACACUGGAUUCUGUUGCUAGUAUGAGCAUCGAAGACGUCAGGCACAUAGGAGUGGAGCUGAUCGGCCACCAGAGACGGAUCGUCAGCAGCAUACAGACCUUGCGUCUCCAGCUUUUACACGAACAUGACCAGGGCUUCCACGUGUGAGGCCCCCUGCAUACACACCUUGGGAAGUACAGCUCAGUGGACUAGAGGGAUGGGAUAUCUAGAAGGCCAGAUGGACACUUGCAGACUGUGCCUCAGCGGGCCACGAAACAGUGGGACAGAACGUUGAGUCUUACCAGAUAGCAGAUCAACUACCUUACUGGACUGAACACACAUCUUCUUCCCACAAUAAUAUAAAGAAAAGCUUUUUAUUUUUUGAAACACCUCCGUGAACUUCCUUGGGCCAAGCAGUGAAGAGAGACGGACUCUGUGGAAGCUAGCCUGGCCAAAACUUAGGGGAAUGUAAUGCCUUGUUGCAGCAGUACUUUAUAUGUGAAGCAAAGAUACUUAGAGAUGUGAAUUUGCGAAUGUAAUCUGCUUUUUUUAUUACACAUUUUGGGUCAUGUAGCUGCUUUUGGAAGGACGAUUGAAAAUCCUUGAUUGAAUGAUUUAGAAUCCUAUUAUGAAUAUAAUUAUUUAUUUAGCUUUAUUUAUCUCCAGCGAAUCUGGUGUGCUAAUACUUGAAGGAAGAACAAUGAAAGUGUAUAGACAAUUUAUAAAUUAGUAUUAUUAUUAUCAUAAUCUAUUACAUGUUGUUGUGGAGUACUGUAUGUGAAAGACCUUGUGAAUCUGGAUUGUAUGAAAUUUAGUUUGAUUUAUAUAUUAAUUAUAACGAAAAAAGCAAUACAGACACAUGACUCAUCGAGUUAAACUUUGAUAUAAUAGAAAUUGAGAUCAAAGCACUAUCCAUCCACUGUCUUCAUUUAAUCAUCCAUCCGAUUGUUCUUAUUUUCUGGUUGAUCUUGUUUGCCGUCCUGUAGAAAAAACGGUAGGACAAACAGUGGGAAUGAACAUGCCAGCUCCUUCCAGUCAGUAAACAGUACCGAGUCAAACUGUAAAGUUUGACUCGUUAUAUUGUGAAUGCUGAUUUCACAUAGGAAACCUUUCCACUCAGAUCAACUGAACCCUUCUGAUAUCCUACAUGUGGUAGUUGCAGCAGUACCUCCAAGGGAUGGUACAUCCUACCACUAGUCUAGCAGUUUAACUACUAUCACUACGACUUCUAGUAUGUGGACAGUACUGAAGUCGAAUUUGGUUCAGCCUCAGUUCAGCCUCAACGAUAGGACCUAACCUCUUAAGAUAUUAUUGUUGAUUUAGGCCCAAUCCCAUUUUUACCCCUUACCCCUUCCCCUUACCCCUCCCCCUUGUUGGGGGAGGGGUAAAGGGUAGAAAUGGGAUUGGGGUAGAAAUGGGAUUGGGCCUUAGUCUCAUUGGAAUCUCCUUCAUUUAAGAAGGGUCCGUGAGCAUUGUUUCCCCAUUGUGAGCAUAUUCAGCAGGAGAGAUGGAAACGAUUGUAGCAUUCUGGUUCAAGGUUUUCUUUUGCAUCAUGACAUGAGUACACAAGAGGAUAAGCGAAUGGGAUCUUCAAAAGCAGAUUAAGUCAUAAAAGGAUCAUAUUGUAUGAUAUAAAAUUCUAUGAAAUAUAAUGAUAUACACGAUUUACGCUAUUGUGACCACUGGAUCCAAUGGAAUUGUAGUUUGAGCUGAAAUGGGUUUUGUUCACAGUAAUGCUGUUUUCAUGAUAGCAGAUGUGUUAGAUGUGUAAAAUGACGUAUAUAUAUGAAAUGGAGGGUGAAGAGACACCGGGAAAAUAAUACUAUGAAACGUUGGUGGCAUUGGCUGCAGUGAAGGCUCCUGGAGACAUUGGGGAAAGGUCAUAGCACUGAUAGUGUAUUACAGAUAUAGCAGAGAUAUGGAUGACAACACAAACUAAAGACCAAGUAAUGAGAAAAAGUAUUAUAAUAUCUAAAGACAUAAUUCAUCAUGCUAAUGUAAAACCGAAUAGUCUCACAAACCCAGAUUGCCUUACAAUACAAUAAUCCUACGUAGAAACACCUUAGAGUUAAAGAAUGUUUUACGAUUAUCAUGGGCCAAUGCCAUUAGUUAUAAGCUGAAUUUAUACAGUCAGAUAUAUUGGAGAGAUUUUUACUGUCGAUGUCGGGCAGAAAGCUGUCUCUAUAUGUAUAGAGUCACAGGAAGGCUUAGCUAAUCAGGGCUAGAGAAUGCAAUUAAAAAAGGAAGACAUAUUCUUACAAAAACACACACACAAACACACACACACACACACACACACACACACACACACACACACACACACACACACACACACACACACACACACACACACACACACACACACAAUUACAUGUACCCUGUCCCUCUGCAGAUUAUAACAAAUAUGAAAUGCUGUUUGUUUAGCAUGUCUUUCU